UCGUUUUUCUUGAAAAAUGAAACCCAAGUGGCUUGGUUAUGAACAGCAUCAGGUUCUUUGUGAUUUGAGCUACCUUUGUUGGUGGAUUUCCUGGUUCAAGUUAAUUGUUUAGCUUUUCUGUAGCUGGAAAAACACACAGUCAUUGUUGACACAGGUAUUUGUGUGUGAAUGUGUUGUGCUUCUGUGCCCAGGAAAAUGAUUUCAGUGACAGGACAACUGACUCAAGCAAAAAAGUCCAUAUUUUUCUAAUAUUUUAAGAAAAAUAGUUUACCCUUGCUUUAAAAGGGGGAACAGUUCUGCUGCCUCUGAUGCUCCUUUACAAGAAAGGAGCUGGGGGAAAUUGGUCCAGUCCCUGGUGGGUAACUGUUUGCUUUCACAAAGAGGCUUACAGCUAGAAGGUCCCCAUUCAUCUGUUAACAAAGUUAAGUGCCAGCCCCCAAAAUAGCUUAACGGUGCUGAAAGAAUGAGACAGCAAAAGAGGAGAGGUGAUCCUGGUUGGACUAGGACCCCCUGUGACAACCAGAACUGUUAGCGUCGAGUCUUUCUGUUGCGUAUCUGUGUUCAUGCAGUGCCUCCUGUAAUGAGGCCCUGAUCAUGACUUGUGCUUCUUGACCCUGCUAUAAUAUAAUAUUCAAAGAGAAAAUGUCGUGUUGAGGCAUUUGCUGUAAUUUAUUUCUGCCAUUGUUCUGCCACACCAUGGUUUGCAGAAAGGCUUUAUGAAAACGAAUGCGUGGUUAUUGAAAGGAAUUGGUAGCUUGAACUGCUGUUUUUUUUCUCUAAUGACCAGCGGUCCUUAUUCCAGUGAUGUUUGUUGUGCCUGCUCUGCUUUGCAGGCUGGUGGAAAAGGUGUUUUUGUCUCCACUAUAAUUUUAUGUGCUGCCAAACUAGCACAAAUGGCAGAAUAGUUGGCAUGAGCACCAAAACUGAGCCAUACAAAAUUGAAAUGAUGGCCACUCAGCUGAAUUUCCUACUUCUGAAACACUUAUUAGAAAACGAAAGGUGUAUCGCCCUGCUGUAUGUGAAAGAUGUGUGUUGUCUUGCAAUUUAGAAGGUACUUUCCUUUUUAAAACUAAUUUUUCAUGUACUUGGGAAAUGGUAAAUUAAGACUGAAAGUUGGAGCCCUAAAGAUAGGGAAACUGUAAAUAACUGUUAAUCCAGUUGUAACCAAAUAAGUGGAUGAAACUUGCACACUGGCAGCUGCUUUUGCAUGGAGAAAUGGAUGGGAAUGACUUACAGAAUAUGCUGGAGUCCUGUCUAACCACAAAGUAAGAAACAAGAAACUAUUGAUUGAGAAUUGGCAAUUGCUAAAUAACAAGAGCAAAGUUACUUUGUUUUCAAAGUGCUCAGUACUGCAUAUGAAUAUAUGAAAAUAAUCCCCCAAGGCAAUUAACUUUCAGGGUAAAGCUAUCAAGUGUACAAGCUUCAGAACUAUUUGAUAUAAUCUGUUAUAUAAAUGGAAGAUAAUCUCUUGCGGCUUAAAAAAAAGUUAAAUCUAGAAGGCCUGUUAUCUAAGUUGUUUAUUACAAAUGAAGAAAUAGUACAACAAACCCUCAUUAUCUACAGUUGCGGGUAUAAGGGAAUUGACUUGAACUUAUAUUUCAGAGUAAAUUAGUAGCAUUCUUGUGUGGACCCAGUUCUGAAGUCAAUUUGUUCUGUGUUAAUUGCUACGCUCCAAAAAAUCUCUGUUCCGGAGCUAUAACCGCUGACAAGAGUCAGUGUCUGUGUGACUAGAUUAAACACUUCAGGACUGUUCUGUAAAGUAAGCCUCUGAUCGGCUAAUGUUCCCACUAUCCUUUGGGACUCCUUUGGGUCAGUUAUAGUGAGACAGAAAACCAUGUUUUGAGUACUUGGACAGUAGGUUCAUGAAAUAAUGUAAAUAAACCUAUUGUCUGAACUGUUUUGAGUGAGUCAUAUCAACACUUAUUAGAUACAAAUUUGUCGUAGCUUAUAAAAGUAAAGACAAAGCCAAAAUAGCUUUUUAAGCCAAUUGUAUCCUGCAGUGCAAUUGUCUUUCUCGGCAGCUGUUACCCAGGAAUACUUUGUUCCAAAAGCAUUGUCAUUUCAUAAUUAGUCUCGCACAGUAAAGCAAUCAGGUGACUACUUCUUGGGAGUAUAAUUAAGUGGCUUGUGAUGAAAACUAAGGAUAAGCAAACUUGGCAUGAAUCAGAGGCGCUAUAAACAACUGAUAAGAGCAAGUUCUCCCUGCAAGUGCUUUGUGUACGCAGCAUGGCUGUUGUGCACUGCUUUACAAUAAACCUGCAUCCUUGAUUUCAAACAUUAUGUCUCUUUGUUUCAGGCUGACCUAAACUGAGUUUUUUCCGAACAUCAUGGGAGAGAUUAAAGUCUCUCCUGACUAUAACUGGUUCAGAAGUACGGUUCCCCUUAAAAAGAUAAUAGUGGAUGAUGAUGACAGUAAAGUCUGGUCACUUUAUGACGCAGGACCUAGGAGCAUUCGGUGCCCGCUCAUAUUUCUUCCUCCUGUAAGUGGAACUGCAGAUGUAUUUUUCCAGCAGAUUUUGGCCCUGACUGGAUGGGGUUACAGAGUUAUCGCUUUGCAGUAUCCAGUGUAUUGGGAUCACCUUGAGUUCUGUGAUGGAUUCAGAAAACUGUUAGAUCACCUUCAGCUGGAUAAAGUUCACCUUUUCGGAGCUUCUCUGGGGGGCUUUUUGGCUCAAAAAUUUGCUGAAUACACACACAAAUCUCCCAGAGUUCAAUCUCUAAUCCUGUGUAACGCCUUUAGUGACACUUCUAUCUUCAAUCAGACAUGGACAGCAAACAGCUUUUGGCUGAUGCCUGCUUUUAUGCUGAAAAAAAUUGUCCUUGGGAAUUUUGCAUCUGGUCCAGUAGAUCCUGAAAUGGCUGAUGGGAUUGAUUUCAUGGUGGACAGGCUGGAGAGCCUGGGCCAGAGCGAGCUAGCUUCAAGACUUACACUCAACUGCCAGAACUCCUAUGUAGAACCUCAUAAAAUUCGAGACAUUCCUGUAACUAUUAUGGAUGUGUUUGACCAGAGCGCGCUUUCGACUGAAGCAAAAGAAGAAAUGUAUAAGCUUUAUCCUAAUGCCAGAAGAGCUCAUCUCAAAACAGGAGGCAACUUCCCGUAUCUCUGCAGGAGUGCUGAGGUCAACCUGUAUAUUCAAAUCCAUUUACUGCAGUUCCAUGGUACCCGGUAUGCAGCCAUUGAUCCCUCUAUGGUUAGUGCAGAAGAACUGGAAGUCCAAAAGAUCAGUCUUCAUACUAGCAGUGAGCAAGAAGAACAGUAGAUUUUUGACUAUCAGUGAAAAUGAUGAAUCAAUUUGGUCUUCCUGUGUACAAUCAAUUGUUCCCACUCUGCCUUUUUCCUUAUGUUAGCCGAUUAGCACUGUGUGAUUCCAGCAGGAUCAAUGGUCAGUGAACUACCCGAGGACAAUAAACCUACAACAGUGUAAUGGGAUUUCUUUGUUUAAUUUUUAGUCUUUGGAUUCAAGGAAGUAUCUUUGAAGACUAGUUUUAAAAACAAAGACAUUUUUGCUACCAAAGUCUUCACCUUCGUGUUCUAAAACAGAGCAGUAUUUCUUUUUAUAUUUUCAUUCAGCUGUAUAUAGUGCCACAUGCAGUUUAUGUACUUAUAAGCUGACAUAUUUUUGUUGGACAGCGGUUGAAAAGAUGUUUAAGUGCCAAUGUUGCCAUGACUUAUUUGCUUCAUAUGUUCUGUUGAAAAUUACUUUCUAUUUGAAAUACAGCAUUUGAAUUUUUAACUUUCUUGCUAGCUGUUAAAAAUGGUUUUCAAUAAAACUUCACUUUCAA
This is a messenger RNA of Struthio camelus australis, 3783 nucleotides long. NCBI's taxonomy places the organism in Eukaryota, Metazoa, Chordata, Aves, Struthioniformes, Struthionidae. The record is from RefSeq and is a predicted model, not a curated record.